UUAAUAAUUGUCUCCAUGCUUUAAAUCGACAUUUGAAUGAAAAAUCAACACUUCUUAAGCUAAUCAAUAUUUUAGACAAAAAAGUAUAUUAUAAGCUAUGGCAAGUUUUUAAUGUUAAAGUAAAAAAUCUAGCUAAUCAAGGUCUUGCAGAAUGUACUGGAAGUACAGGUUUUACUGAAGUGAAAAUUUUACAUAAUAUGAAUCAUCCAAUUAUGACUAGGGAUAUUCCAACUG
This is a messenger RNA of Funneliformis caledonium, 234 nucleotides long. Lineage: Eukaryota; Fungi; Glomeromycota; Glomeromycetes; Glomerales; Glomeraceae. The record is from the annotation of a GenBank genome assembly.